This is a messenger RNA of Neofelis nebulosa (Clouded leopard), 4572 nucleotides long. It is a transcript of the gene ATP8B1, whose product is annotated as ATPase phospholipid transporting 8B1. The transcript has 28 exons. The record is from RefSeq and is a predicted model, not a curated record. Gene Ontology annotation, cellular component: plasma membrane. Lineage: Eukaryota; Metazoa; Chordata; Mammalia; Carnivora; Felidae. The coding region runs from base 547 to 4302 and encodes 1251 amino acids. Gene Ontology annotation, biological process: Golgi organization; phospholipid translocation. Gene Ontology annotation, molecular function: ATPase-coupled intramembrane lipid carrier activity; ATP binding; ATP hydrolysis activity.
GUCGGGCGAGGCAGGGGACGAGCUCGGGGCACCGCCUGGGUGCCCACCUGCCGCCAGGGCGCACGGAGGGCGCGGGGCUGGACCUGGGCCGCGUGUGCCCGCCCUGGGGCUCGCCGUCCAGCCCCUCUCCGCCCCCGGGAGGGACAAAGGGAGGGCAGACGGCCGGACCCGCCCCCAGCCCCAGCCGCGGCUGCCAGUGAGAGACUGGAGGCACCACCCCGGAGCGGAGAAACCAGUUUGGCCGGUCCCGGGGAGCGGAGGGAAAAGGGCGGCCGCCGAGGACUGGCGCUCGGACGCGGGGCGGGGGAAGGCGGGGAGCCAUUGGCGAGAGGCGAGAGCCGGAGGAGCCGCCGCCAACUGGACACGCUUCCCGGGGCCCCGGGCCAGCCCCGUGCGCCAUGAAGCGCUAGCGCGGCGGCCAGGGCUGGGGCCGGGCGGUGGCGGCGACUACGGCCAGGUGCGCAGCGAGCGCGCGGAGGGGCGCGCACCCGACGGAUGUCCCAGCAGGGGCCAGCGAGCGCCAGGUAGUUCCAGUUUGCCAGCAGGAUGAGUUCUGAAAGAGACUCAGAAACGACAUUCGAGGAGGAUUCUCAGCCGAAUGAUGAAGUGGUUCCCUAUAGUGACGAUGAAACAGAAGAUGAGCUCGAAGACCAGGGAGCUGCGGUUGAACCAGAACAGAAUCGAGUCAACAGAGAAGCAGAGGAAAACCGGGAGGCAUUCCGAAAAGAUUGUACAUGGCAAGUCAAGGCAAAUGAUCGAAGCUUCCAUGAACAGCCUCAAUUUAUGAACACAAAGUUCUUUUGUAUUAAGGAGAGCAAAUAUGCGAGUAAUGCAAUUAAAACGUACAAGUAUAAUGCCUUUACCUUCCUACCAAUGAAUUUGUUUGAGCAGUUUAAGAGAGCAGCCAAUUUCUAUUUCCUGGUCCUUCUUAUCUUACAGGCAAUUCCUCAAAUCACGACCCUGGCAUGGUACACCACCCUGGUGCCCUUGCUCCUGGUGCUGGGCAUCACGGCCAUCAAAGACCUGGUGGACGACGUGGCUCGCCAUAAAAUGGAUAAUGAAAUCAACAAUAGGACGUGUGAAGUCAUUAAGGACGGCAGGUUCAAGAUUGCCAAGUGGAAAGAGAUUCAAGUUGGAGACGUCAUUCGGUUGAAAAAGAAUGAUUUUAUUCCCGCCGACACGCUGCUCCUGUCCAGCUCCGAGCCCAACAGCCUCUGCUACGUCGAAACAGCUGAACUGGAUGGAGAAACCAAUCUCAAGUUCAAAAUGGCGCUGGAAAUCACACACCAGUGUCUCCAGAGAGAAAAUUCACUGGCAGCAUUUGACGGUUUCGUUGAAUGUGAAGAACCCAAUAACCGACUGGAUAAGUUUACAGGAACACUGUUUUGGAGAAACACAAGUUUUCCUUUGGAUGCUGAUAAAAUUUUAUUACGUGGCUGUGUAAUUAGGAACACCGACUUCUGCCAUGGAUUGGUGAUUUUUGCAGGUGCUGACACGAAAAUAAUGAAAAAUAGUGGGAAAACCAGAUUCAAAAGAACUAAAAUUGAUUACUUGAUGAACUACAUGGUUUAUACGAUCUUUGUUGUUCUCAUUCUGCUUUCUGCUGGUCUGGCCAUCGGCCAUGCUUACUGGGAAGCUCAAGUUGGCAAUUAUUCUUGGUACCUCUAUGAUGGAGAAGACUUUACACCCUCCUACCGUGGAUUCCUAAAUUUCUGGGGCUACAUCAUUGUUCUAAACACCAUGGUGCCCAUCUCUCUCUAUGUCAGCGUGGAGGUGAUCCGUCUGGGACAGAGUUACUUCAUAAACUGGGACCUGCAGAUGUACUAUCCUGAGAAGGACACGCCCGCCAAGGCGAGAACCACCACGCUGAAUGAGCAGCUUGGGCAGAUCCAUUACAUCUUCUCUGAUAAGACAGGGACGCUCACGCAAAACAUCAUGACUUUUAAGAAGUGCUGCAUCAAUGGGCAAAUAUAUGGAGACCAUCGGGACGCUUCUCAAAACAAUCACAGCAAGACAGAGCAAGUGGAUUUCAGCUGGAACACGUUUGCUGACGGGAAGCUUGCGUUUUACGACCACUAUCUUAUCGAGCAAAUCCAGUCGGGGAAAGAGUCAGAAGUUCGGCAGUUUUUCUUCUUGCUUGCAGUCUGCCACACGGUCAUGGUGGACAGAAUUGAUGGUCAGCUCAACUACCAGGCGGCCUCUCCUGACGAAGGCGCUCUGGUGAGCGCUGCCAGGAACUUUGGAUUUGCCUUCCUCGCCAGGACCCAGAACACGAUCACCAUCAGUGAAUUGGGGACCGAGAGGACCUACAGUGUUCUUGCCAUUUUGGACUUCAACAGUGACCGGAAGCGAAUGUCUAUAAUUGUAAGAACCCCAGAAGGCAACAUCAGGCUUUAUUGCAAAGGCGCUGACACAGUGAUUUAUGAACGGUUACAUCAGAUGAAUCCAACAAAACAAGAGACACAGGAUGCCCUGGAUAUCUUUGCAAGUGAGACUCUUAGAACUCUGUGCCUUUGCUACAAGGAAAUUGAAGAAAAAGAAUUUGAAGAAUGGAAUAAAAAGUUUAUGGCUGCCAGUAUAGCCUCAACCAACCGGGAUGAAGCUCUGGAUAAAGUGUAUGAGGAGAUUGAAAAGGACUUAAUUCUACUGGGAGCCACAGCUAUUGAAGACAAGUUACAGGAUGGAGUCCCAGAAACCAUUUCAAAACUUGCAAAAGCUGACAUCAAGAUCUGGGUGCUCACUGGAGACAAAAAGGAAACUGCUGAAAAUAUAGGAUUUGCUUGUGAACUCCUGACGGAAGACAUGACUAUCUGCUAUGGGGAAGAUAUCAAUGCUCUUCUUCACACAAGGAUGGAAAACCAGAGGAACAGAGGUGGAGUCUAUGCAAAGUUUGUACCCCCCGUGCACGAACCUUUUUUUCCACCUGGUGAAAGUCGUGCUUUAAUAAUCACUGGUUCUUGGUUGAAUGAAAUUCUUCUGGAGAAAAAGACCAAGAGAAGUAAGAUUCUGAAGCUGAAGUUCCCGAGGACGGAAGAAGAAAGACGGAUGCGGACGCAGAGUAAAAGGCGUCUGGAAGCCAGGAAAGAGCAGAGGCAGAAGAACUUUGUAGACCUGGCCUGUGAGUGCAAUGCAGUCAUCUGCUGCCGGGUCACCCCCAAGCAGAAGGCAAUGGUGGUGGACCUGGUGAAGAGGUACAAGAAAGCCAUCACGCUGGCGAUUGGAGAUGGGGCCAAUGAUGUAAACAUGAUCAAAACUGCCCACAUUGGUGUUGGAAUAAGUGGACAAGAAGGCAUGCAAGCUGUCAUGUCAAGUGACUACUCCUUUGCCCAGUUCAGAUACUUGCAGAGAUUGCUGUUGGUACACGGCCGGUGGUCUUACAUAAGGAUGUGCAAGUUCCUUCGAUAUUUCUUUUACAAAAACUUCGCAUUUACGUUGGUUCAUUUCUGGUACUCCUUCUUCAAUGGGUACUCUGCACAGACGGCGUACGAGGACUGGUUCAUCACGCUCUACAACGUGCUCUACUCCAGCCUGCCCGUGCUCCUCAUGGGGCUGCUUGACCAGGAUGUGAGUGACAAACUGAGCCUCCGCUUCCCUGGGCUGUACAUAGUAGGACAAAGAGACUUACUUUUCAACUAUAAGAGAUUCUUCGUAAGCUUGGUGCACGGAAUUUUAACAUCGAUGGUCCUCUUCUUCAUACCUCUUGGAGCUUAUCUGCAAACUGUGGGGCAGGAUGGAGAGGCACCUUCGGACUACCAGUCUUUUGCUGUGACGAUUGCUUCUGCUCUUAUAAUAACAGUCAACUUCCAGAUUGGCUUGGAUACUUCUUACUGGACCUUUGUGAAUGCUUUUUCAAUUUUUGGAAGCAUUGCACUUUAUUUUGGCAUCAUGUUUGACUUUCAUAGUGCUGGGAUACAUGUUCUCUUUCCAUCUGCAUUUCAAUUUACAGGCACAGCAUCAAAUGCCUUGAGACAGCCAUACAUUUGGUUGACCAUCAUUCUGACCGUUGCAGUGUGCUUACUGCCCGUCGUUGCCAUACGCUUCUUGUCAAUGACCAUUUGGCCAUCAGAAAGUGAUAAGAUCCAGAAGCACCGCAAGCGGUUGAAAGCGGAAGAGCAGUGGAAGCGGCGGCAGCACGUGUUCCGCCGGGGCGUGUCCUCGCGGCGCUCCGCCUACGCCUUCUCGCACCAGCGCGGCUACGCCGACCUCAUCUCCUCCGGGCGCAGCAUCCGGAAGAAGCGCUCCCCGCUGGACGCGAUCAUAGCCGAGGGCACCGCGGAGUACCGGCGGACUGUGGAGAGCUGAUGCGGCGGCGAAGCCGGCACGCACACACACACACGCACACAGAUGUCUAUUUUUUUAUGAAAAACUCUCAGGACUUUUUAAAAAACCAAAAACUGAAUUUGUCAGGAGGAUGUUAAAGACAACAACUUUUGUAACAAACCACUUGGGCUGGACUAUUGCAGUGGCGAAGCCAAGAAUACCUUUUCAAAAGUCCUCUUGUUCAACUGCUUGUGUUCAUUAGGCUUCAGAGGGGAUGUCGUAAUCCAGUCUCGAUCUGGGACAGCAGAAUUA